This is a messenger RNA of Beauveria bassiana ARSEF 2860, 1716 nucleotides long. RefSeq names its product dimethylaniline monooxygenase. Gene Ontology annotation, molecular function: N,N-dimethylaniline monooxygenase activity; NADP binding; flavin adenine dinucleotide binding. The record is from RefSeq and is a predicted model, not a curated record. Lineage: Eukaryota; Fungi; Ascomycota; Sordariomycetes; Hypocreales; Cordycipitaceae. Bases 1 to 1716 code for a protein of 571 amino acids. The transcript is spliced from 4 exons.
AUGGCUGCAGAAAAGGAUAGCAUCACUUACAGCCAGUUUGCCUGCAUAGGCACAGGCUUCUCUGGCAUUGGUCUGGGCGCGACCCUGAAGCGGUGGUACAACAUUACCGAUGUGGUGCUCUUUGAGCGCGAAAGCAAGCUUGGUGGCACAUGGCACAUUAACCAGUAUCCAGGAUGCGCCUGCGACGUUCCUUCCCCGUUGUAUAGCUUCUCCUUUGAACCCAACGGCGACUGGAAGCAGCUUUUCAACGGGCAGACCGAUAUCCUCGAUUACCUGACCAACAUCUCUGAGAAAUAUGGGCUCCUCUCCAAGAUGCGAUUCAACUCUACCGUUGAGCGCUGUGAGUGGAAUGAGGCACGGGCACGAUGGCGCAUGGAUAUCCGCGACAACACGACCGGCACCGUUUUUUAUCACGAGUGCAAGUUUCUCUAUAGCGGCGUCGGCCAACUGAUCCAGCCUCGUAUUCCCGAUUUUCCUGGCGCGGAAACCUUCAAGGGCGACAUGUUUCACGCAGCCCGCUGGAACCACGACGUGUCUCUCAAGGACAAGAAUGUCGUCGUCGUCGGCAACGGCUGUACGGCUGACCAGAUCGUCCCUGCCAUCGUCAAGGAGACAAAGACUCUGACGCAAAUCGUGCGCUCCAAGCAUUGGAUCGUCAAGCCGCCCGUCAUGCCCAACUUUCGUCUGAUGAGCUUCCUGUUCAAGAGAAUCCCAGGCCUGCUCAACUUGAUGCGCCUGGCCAUUUGGCUGGCGCUCGAAAACUCGUGGCGGGCGUUUUACUUGACAAAGUACGCGGCGCGUCUGCGCAAGGCAAAGGAGGCCAGCACGCGCGCCUAUAUGAAGAAGCUUGCUCCGGCCAAGUACCACGAUAUGCUCAUUCCCGAUUUUCCCAUUGGCUGCAAGCGUCGCAUAUUCAACCCUGGCUACCUCGAGUCCCUCAAUGAGGAUAACCUCACGCUCAUGGACAGCAAGAUUCUUGAGAUUGUCCCCGAAGGAGUUCGUACAAAAGACGGCGUCAUCAAGGCAGACGUCAUUGCCCUCGCCACCGGCUACACCACGAAUAGCUUCCUGCCCCGCAUUGAGGUUGUGGGCAGGAAUGGCGAGACGGCUGAAGAGCACUGGAAAAAGACAAACGGCGCAGCAGCGUACAAUGCUACCCUAAUCAGUGGUUUUCCCAAUUUCUUCAUGAUUCUAGGCCCGAAUACCGUUACCGGCCAUACCUCGACCGUUUUUGCUAUUGAGAAUGCCAUCAACUACUCGCUACGCAUUAUCAAGCCCGUGCUGGAUGGUGAGGCCGUCUCGAUUGACUGCUUGCAGGAUGCCGAGGAUCGAUGGGAUCAAAGAAUCCAGGAUGGCCUGAAAAACACCGUUUGGGCCGAUGGCAUUUGCAACAACUGGUACUCUCGCAAUGCUGAAGGAAAGCAAGCCCGCAACUCGUCGACGUAUCCAUUUACGCAGAACGAUUACUGGUACAGGUGCUUAUUUCCAGUCUAUGAAGACCUGAAAUAUACCCCUGCACUCGAUCGCCGAACAAAACGGCUCGGCCGCUACAUCAAGAUUGCGGCCUUUGCGCUUGCGCUUUUUGCGUCUGUCAAGGCGGUGCGCGCCGUCAGAGAAGAAAGCCUCAAGAACAUUGUCCAGGGCUACGCUAUGCAGGCUUUUGUCAAAUACCAUAUGCUUCGCAUGCGUAUCCAAGAACUCAUUGGAGCCAAGUAG